AUGGUGGAAAUUCAUGAAGUGGAGUCAUCAAUGGCAUUUGGAGAAGAAGAAGUUGAUGAUUUAGAUGAGGAGAUAAGCUAUGACGAUCUCAAGAAGCGCAUGUGGAAAGACCGCAUGCGCAUGCAAAAGUUUAAAGAGAAGCGCGGCGAGGAAGAAGAAGAAGCAGAAGCAGCAAAGCAAGAGGCGUCUCGUCGAAAAAAGAUGUCGAGAGCUCAUGAUUCGAUUCUUAAGUACAUGGUGAAAAUAAUGGAAGUUUGCAAAGGUCAAGGGUUUGUUUACGGGAUUGUUCCGGAGAAAGGUAAGCCUGUUACGGGAUCAUCAAACAGUCUACGUAAAUGGUGGAAAGAUAAAGUUCGGUUCGAUUUAAACGCGCCAUUAGCCGUCGAAGAAGCCCUGCCCGUAGUUUUAGCUCAAGCUGAAUUACUAGACCCGGCUUCUUGCAUGAAUUUGCUGCAUGAUUUGCAAGAUUCGACUUUAGGGUCUCUUCUUUCUGCCCUAAUGCAACGUUGUGUGCCUCCACAAAGGCGGUUUCCACUAGAACGAGGAUUAGCUCCUCCAUGGUGGCCAACGGGGAACGAGAAUUGGUGGGGCGAACAAGGAUCAUCGCAAAAACACGGUGCUCCUCCGUACAAGAAACCUCAUGAUCUUAAAAAAGCUUGGAAAGUUAGCGUUUUGGCCGCGGUCAUCAAGCAUAUGUCGCCUAAUUUUGAUCGAAUGAGACGCCUUGUGAUGCAAUCAAAGUGUUUGCAAGAGAAGAUGACGGCUAAAGAAAGCGCUACAUGGUCCAAAGUUGUCAAUCAAGAAGAAGUUCUUUCGAAUCUCACGAAAAAAUGUCUCCGAAUCAACGACAGUCCCGACGACACCCAUCAAGAAUCAACGGAUAGUAACGAAAGUGACAAAAGGAAGUGUGUUUUCGGUCAGGCUUCGUCCGAUAGAACAUAUUCAUGCCAAAAUUUGCAGUGUCCGCAGAGUCGAGAAGAUUCAAGAUUCGGAGACAAGAACGCGAGGUCUGAUCAUGAACUCAUAUGUGCUUAUCGGGUCGAAAAAAUCGCUAAUUCGUCGGCAGACAGUCUUCCCUGGUACGAUGAAAACCUGAUGAGUACUGAUCAGAUGUUUGAUAAUGAAGUGGAUAUGUUGAGCGUAACGGAUUGGGCUAAUACAGUGCUUGAAAAUGCUAAUUUCAGCUGCAAACAAAGUACUGCGAUGGAAAUUGGAGUGCAGGAUAAUCCAAGUGACUGGGGAAGUGGUAUGGAAGAUUUGGCAGUGGAUGGUGCAUUUGGGUAUAACAGAGACAAUUUGGACUUGAGUCAAAAUUUAAUACAAGAGGAUUUAAUUGAUCAUGUAACACCAACUUCAAUAUGGGAUUUGGGAUAUGGGUGGACCGGAUUUGGCCAACCAGAAACAAAUUAA
This is a messenger RNA of Mercurialis annua (annual mercury), 1410 nucleotides long. RefSeq names its product putative ETHYLENE INSENSITIVE 3-like 4 protein. Gene Ontology annotation, molecular function: DNA-binding transcription factor activity; DNA binding. The transcript has a single exon. Lineage: Eukaryota; Viridiplantae; Streptophyta; Magnoliopsida; Malpighiales; Euphorbiaceae. The coding region runs from base 1 to 1410 and encodes 469 amino acids. Gene Ontology annotation, cellular component: nucleus. The record is from RefSeq and is a predicted model, not a curated record.